AUGGAGUCGCAUGUUGAUCGGCUGGUCAAUCAAACCUGGGAGAAAUUCCAGGAAUGCGACGGCUCACAACGGCUCCUUAUCGCAAUUUCCGGUAUUCCAGGUAGCGGGAAGACGACACUCGCCGCCUGCGUGGCCCACGGGAUUAACAAUCUCUUCCACCAGGACUACCACACCAGAUUUCCCAACAGCCCGCCCACCUCGUCUUCACGGACCGAUCCAUCUCAACCGGAUGUGGCCUUCGUCGUCCCGCUCGACGGCUACCACCUGACCCGCAAACAACUGUCCGAGAUGCCCAACGCCGAAGAAGCCAUCUUCCGCCGCGGUGCGGCCUUCACGUUUGAUGCACAGAGCUACCUCGGUCUCGUGAUGAAACUCCGCAGGCCCAUCUCGCCCGAGACCCCCACGAUCUUCGCCCCGAGCUUCGACCACGCGGUGAAAGACCCGGUGUCGAACGACAUCGCAAUCCCCGUGACGGCACGCAUCGUGAUCUUCGAGGGCCUGUACACGGCGCUCGACGAAGACGGCUGGCGCCAAGCCCACGCGCUGAUGGACGAGAUCUGGUUCGUCGACACGGACAUCGAGCGUGCCACGCAGCGCGUCGCCAAGCGGAACUUCGCGGCCGGCAUUUCCUCCUCCUUCGAGGAGAGCCUCGCCCGCACCAAGAAGAGCGACAUGCGCAACGCCCGCCACGUCCUGGACGCCAGGCUGCACGUGCACGAGACCAUCCCCAGCGUCGAGGACGAAUCUUGGGUCAGCCAGGACCUCGUCAAUGUGGAUGACGAACUGGAGCGCAAGGCUACGGCGAAGAAGAGCGGCGAUGAUGACGGUGAUUACGAUGUCGACGAAGAUUCCCUCAGGAAACAGAGGAUGCUACGCAUGGACAGCAUUGCUGCUUUAGCCGCUGAUGGUGUGGGCAUGUGA
This is a messenger RNA of Exophiala aquamarina CBS 119918, 921 nucleotides long. RefSeq lists its product as uncharacterized. The record is from RefSeq and is a predicted model, not a curated record. The transcript has 2 exons. NCBI's taxonomy places the organism in Eukaryota, Fungi, Ascomycota, Eurotiomycetes, Chaetothyriales, Herpotrichiellaceae. Gene Ontology annotation, cellular component: cytoplasm. Bases 1 to 921 code for a protein of 306 amino acids.